Molecule: messenger RNA, 1317 nt
Organism: Miscanthus lutarioriparius
Lineage: Eukaryota; Viridiplantae; Streptophyta; Magnoliopsida; Poales; Poaceae
Source: the annotation of a GenBank genome assembly
AUGGAGGAGAAGAUGGAAUUGAUCAAGUGGAGGACGGACUUGCUGGACAGCGGCGCCGGCAGUAGCAAGAGUGACAAGGAUGAUGAUGCCAUACCAAUGGAUGAUGAGCUUGCUAUUGUUGUUGCUAACGAACCUGCAGCAUUAGCAAUUCAUUGUGGUGAUACAGACGAUGAUGACGGGGAGGUUAUUCCUAUAGAAAUUGUGAGGCCAAGAAGAGUGGGGCCUAAGAAAAGAAAGCUUCCUGGUGUUCCUCAGACACAAGGAUAUGAUGCUAAUGGCCAUCACAUAAGUGUAAGGGAAUCUGCUAUGGCUAGAGCUGAGGAGAUACAGUCAAAUUUACCAGCAGAACAUCCUAGCUUCAUCAAGCAUAUGCUAAGAUCCCACGUCGUGAAGGGUUUUUGGCUGGGUUUGCCAAAACACUUUUGUGACAAGCAUCUUCCGAAUAGAGAUGUCGUAAUUGUGCUAGAAGAUGAGAAUGGAGAGGACCAUGACACGACUUACCUUGGAUACAAGCAGGGACUCAGCGCUGGGUGGAGAGGUUUCGCAAUUGAUCAUGGUAUUAAGGUAUACAUUGUCAGAGCAAAUGGAUUUAAAACAGCAGAUGCAGAUCCCAAUCUGCUGAAUUUGGAAGCGCGCAAGAAAGGAGAACAAAGCUGUGAAGAUGUCAUAACUGAGGAGGACACCACAAACAAUAAUCGCGAAGUGCCUCCAAGUGAUGGCAGCAGCAGGAAUGGCAUCGCGAUUUCAGAUUCAGAGAUCGAUUUCGAUGACGUGACAAGUUUCAGCGACGUCAACGUCAUCCUGGACUGCCUGGCCACCGACUGCGAAUUCCAUGUUCGCCUACGCAGGACGUACUACGAGCUCUGCUGCUCCCAGAAGUCGCUUCUUCACAAGCACCUGCUCAAGCAGCUGCAUCCCACCCUCGUUGCGGGAGUGAUCAUGGAGACGGUCAGCAUCGCCGACGGUAUCAGGGCCUGCAAAGCGGAAGCCUCUUCCCGCGAGGACUUCCUGGUCUGGAAGAAGACGCUGGAGGCCUUUGAGCUCCUGGGCGUGAACGUUGCGUUCUUGCUCAAUCGUGUCAAUGGUCUUCUUGGUGUUGCUUCUCGGUCGAGAGAAUCCUAUGCAGAGUGGCAGGAUAAGUACGAGGAAUUGAAACUGGAGCGGGCUCGUGCCGGGGACAAAAUGAAGGCUCUUGAGCUUCAGCUGUCGACUGUGAAGGAUGUGCUGCAAAAAGUGGAUUCAGAGAUGGAGGAGCUGCAGUCCAGCUUGAAGAAAAGCGAUGAAGAGCUUCAGGAGCUCGCCUCUGCGCCAUGGUGA